This is a messenger RNA of Petromyzon marinus (sea lamprey), 1313 nucleotides long. Its product is annotated as protein S100-P-like. NCBI's taxonomy places the organism in Eukaryota, Metazoa, Chordata, Hyperoartia, Petromyzontiformes, Petromyzontidae. The record is from RefSeq and is a predicted model, not a curated record.
UUGGCGAGUGCGGAGGGGCCUCGUGGAGACGACAUCCGUCGAUUCCUCGCUGUGAAUCGACUCUGCGCUGCUUGUACUUGAGCUUUGGGGCGAUGUUGAGGCAUCUGCUCUCAUGGCUGGCUACUGGUUUGUUAAGCCAGGUCAUCUCGCGGUUCUCGAGUCCUCUCUCAUGAACGCAAUACGUGUUUUUGGGUAUGGUCACUGCGCCAACCCGUGUGGAUUGUACACGCUUGUGGUGUGGAUCCUGAGCGGUUUGCAUGCUGCGAUUUUGAACUCUGCGACCCGAGUUUGAUUCCCAAUCGGGGCCCACACCAGAUGAGGCUUUUUCUUAACGAGUCCUGGACCUUCUCUAGGUCGAUGUGGCCGCAAAUGAGCACUUGGUGUGUACACCUCUCCACGUGGGAAGCAACAGUCGCGGGGCGUGGUGCUGGCGAUCUACCCCCUCGUGUGCUGUACUGGUUGCUAACAGUCGCAAGGUUAUAUCGGUAAUCGAGCUUUAUCUGGAGUACAAUUAAUGUACACUAUGUUCAGUGAUAAUCUCGAGAUGCCUUCAUCUGCUGCCGCCAUGGAGGAUCUGAGCACUGUGAUGGACAUCUUCGUGCACGAGUUCUGCGCCAACUGUGAAGGAGGCGUGGGGAGCGUCUCCAUGACGAAGCACGUGCUGCAGAAUCUGCUCGUGAAGCACAUGAGGACCUACCUGGCGGGUGCGUGUGACCCGGAUGAAGUGCGCAAGAUCAUGGGGGAUCUUCACGAGAACCAAGGCGCCAGCGUGGACUUCCAAGCGUUCAUGGUCACGCGGACGAGGAUCCUCGUGGCCGGCCAUGCCCCGUUCCAGGAGCGCGUGUUCCUCACCAAGGGGCCAUGUGGCCCGCCAAUUUCUGUAGAUAAACCUUAAAUCUCUUAAAAUGAAACGAGGUGAAUAAUAAAAUCGCUGGCAAACUGGUCCUGGUCUUCGUGAUUCAUGCGUGUGACCUCAUUGGUGUUGCGAUGUACGGGCUUAAUAUUGUUUAAGAACAGCUCCGUCAUAGGUGACACGACACCCAAUGAUUAGUGCCCCCCUUUUUUUCAUUAACGAUGUAUAGGCAUAUCACGGAAAGAAUCUGAUUUUUAAAUCGGCCAAGCUCACGCCUGAGCUUUCGGAUUUGGAAAGUGUGCUACCAGCGUGCCCGUUCACACUAUACAAGGUUUCUCGAGCGAUGCAUAACUAUAAACUAAUCUUGUCCAAAGCUAUAUACUACGAGAAGGCCAUUGAAUGUCUAAAUCGGGGGUUUCAAACUUGCGGGCCAAUUGCGGACCGCGGAACGAUAUUUUGU